AUCAUUAAGCACAGAAUCAAAACCCAAAGUUAGUUUAUCCUGUUCUUAUCUUAUCUUGGUGUACUUAUCUCAGUUGUUUAAUUUCCAGUAAACUGUCCUGUUAUCCUCCUCAUCUCCUCUAUCCUCGUCAAGAUCAGAUUUUUGUGGAUCCAUCCCUCCGCCCGGCCAUGAAGCGCGCUUCCGAUUCCCCGGCUGGUCGUGAUCCCCGGGCUCCUCCUCCCGCUUCCUGUGCCGGCGGCGACUCCAGCGAGCCAGCCAACAAGAAGCAGCGGCGGACCUCCAGCUCGACCCAGCCGCCUCCACCGGAGCAGCCGAGACAGGCGCCGGACCUGGGCGAGGACGUGGUGUUCGAGGUGCUGCGGCGGGCGGAGGCGCCGACGCUGGCCGCCGCGGCGUGCGUGAGCCGGGGCUGGCGGGUCCUCGCGCAGGACGAGCGGCUGUGGGAGGCCGCGUGCGUGCGGGAGUGGGCGGGCCUCGGCUUCUCGGAACACCUGCUCCGCGCCGUCGUGCUCUUGCUCGGCGGCUUCCGCCGCGCGCACGCCGUCUCCAUCAACGCCCGACGGCGGUUCGGCGGCGACUGCGGAAACUGGCACGGCGUGCGGGCGCCGGGACAGGGGAGGAGGCGGCCGGCGCCGUGGACCGAGGACGAGCAUAGGUUGUUCCUCUUAGGCCUGAAGAAGUACGGCAAAGGGGACUGGAGGAACAUUUCGCGCAACUUCGUGCGGACGAGGACGCCAACGCAGGUGGCCAGCCACGCACAGAAGUACUUCAUCAGGCUCAGCUUGGGGGCGAGGAGGCCGAGCAUCCACGACAUCACCGCAGUUCACCCUCCCUCGCCGUCCCAGUAAUCGAUGAGCCGGGCGCUCGGGUGUCGAACUACGUCAUGGGUUUGCAAGAUCAAGGCCUCCAGUGUGGUACUCUACAUGAUCAGCUUGCUGCGAUCGGAAAUAUUUCGAUCCAUUUCGACGCCACCGAUCAGAAGUCUAGUGUAAUAUGGCCUUUGUUGUAGCUUCAUUGCUUGUAUUAUUAUUGAAGCAAGUAAUUGAUUAUGGGGAUUUUUCAGAACAUAGUAGUCUAUAAUUGUUGGUGUUGAUACUGAGAAUGUAAGGGGAAAAGGAUGUAAAGAACCUGCUUGAUGUUGUAGUAUGACAGACAGGGAUACUGGUGCUCAGUACUGAUCAUGUACAUUGUCAAGUGGACUUAAUUUUCAAUCUUCAUGGAUCCUGCUUUCUGGUCA
Molecule: messenger RNA, 1237 nt
Organism: Hordeum vulgare subsp. vulgare (domesticated barley)
Lineage: Eukaryota; Viridiplantae; Streptophyta; Magnoliopsida; Poales; Poaceae
Product: F-box protein GID2-like
Exons: 2
Coding region: 168-848 (226 amino acids)
Molecular function (GO): protein binding; DNA binding
Source: RefSeq, a predicted model, not a curated record